Zerene cesonia (dogface butterfly) is the source of this 3489-nucleotide messenger RNA. Its product is annotated as low-density lipoprotein receptor-related protein 1-like. The coding region runs from base 685 to 3489 and encodes 934 amino acids. The record is from RefSeq and is a predicted model, not a curated record. Lineage: Eukaryota; Metazoa; Arthropoda; Insecta; Lepidoptera; Pieridae. Gene Ontology annotation, molecular function: protein binding. The transcript is spliced from 23 exons.
GCGGCGGUGCGCGCGGCGGCGCUGGGCGGCGCGGGCGCGCGCGCGGUGGCGGCGCGCCGGCUGGUGUACCCGGCCGCGCUGGCGGUGGAGCCGGCGGCGCGCCUGCUGUACUGGGCCGACGCCUACCUGGACUGCGUCGAGCGCGCGCGCUACGACGGCUCCGGCCGCGUCACGCUGCGCAAGGGCUACUCGACGCAGAAGCUGCAGCACAUCUCGGUGCUGGACGGGCGCGUGUACCUGCCGCUGUGGGGCGCCAGCAGCGUGGUGUCGGCGACGCGCGCCGAGCGCAGCGCGCGCCCCGCCCUCGAGCUGCGCGACCGGCCCACGUCCGUGCUGGUCUUCCACAGACAGAGGCAACCCACAGCACAACAUCCGUGCGCCGUGAACAAAGGCGGGUGCGCGCACCUGUGCAUCACUGCGUACCGUAACGGCACGGCACACGCGGAGUGCUUGUGCAAGCACGGCUACCGCCUCGUCGGCCACGGGGACUGCGAACGUGUGGAGGUGGACGAGUGGCUGCUGGUGUGCCGCGGGUCCCCGCCCCUUGUGCAGAGCGUGCGCGUGCGCGAGGCGCGCGGGGCCGGCGGGGACGGCGGGGGCGGCGGGGACGGCGGGGGCGAGCCGGCCGCGCCCGCCGCGCACGCCGCGCGACCCACCGCCGCCGACGUCGACUUCGCCACCAACAUGCUUUACUACUGUGACGUGCACAGAUAUGAAAUAGUUCGUCAGAAAUUCGACGGUAGUGGUCGGGAAGUGUUCAUCGGUGAAGACGUAGACAAUUGUGAAGGCUUGGCUGUCGACUGGAUAGGGCGCAACCUGUACUGGACGGACGACGCGCUGGGCCGCAUCAGCGUGGCGCGCCUGGACUGGCCGGCCGCGCGCGCCGCGCUCGUCGACGAGCGGGACUUCAACCCGCGCGCCAUCGCGCUCGACCCGCCCAACGGAGUGAUGUAUUGGAGCGUGUGGGAAGGAGCAAGCGGGGGGCGCGGGCGCAUCGAGGUGGCCAACAUGGACGGCUCGCAGCGGCGCGUGCUGGUGGGCGCGGGACUGCACUGGCCCAACGGGCUCGUGCUGGACGCCGUGCGGCAGUAUCUGUACUGGUGUGACACGUACCUCAACAAGAUCCAGCGGCUGCACGUGACGGCGUCGGGCGGCGCGGCGGCGGGCGCCGAGCCGCAGCUGGUGCUGGCCAGCACGCCGCAGGUGCCCAUCUCCAAGCCGUACGGACUCGCCUUGUAUAACGGUGAUGUUAUGUGGAGCGAGCACGGCACGGGCUGGGUGCGGCGGCUGGAGCGCGGCGCGGUGCGGCCCGUGCGCCAGUUCCCGCCGCCACUCUACGACAUACGCCUCGUCUCAAAGAACUUACGGGAAAGCCGUGGCAACGCGUGCUCGUUCGCGAACGGCGGGUGCAUGGAGGUGUGCCUGGCGCGCGGGGCGGGUGCGGGUGCGGCGGUGGCGGGGGCGGGAGAGGCGGGGCGCACGUGCGCGUGCGGCGCGGGGCGCGCGCUGGCGGCGGACGGCCGCUCGUGCGUCAACCGCACCGCCGCCGAACCGCCGCGCUGCCCGCCCGACCACUUCCACUGCGGCCGGGGACGUUGUAUUGACGGAUCGCUGGUGUGCGACGGUGACGCAGACUGCCCAGAUGGCUCCGACGAGGAUUCUACGCCUGGUGGCCCCUGUGCUAAUGUGACUUGCAAUGAGGACCAAUACAUGCAAUGUGACACUAACCGCUGCAUUCCCAAAAGCUGGGUCUGCGAUGGACUUAAAGACUGCCGCGACGGGUCGGACGAGAGCGGAGCGUGGUGCGCGCGCGUGGUGUGCGGCGCGGAGCAGUUCGCGUGCGCGCGCUCGCGCCGCUGCCUGCCCGCCGCCUGGCGCUGCGACGGCGACGCCGACUGCGGGCCCAAUGACGACAGCGACGAGGCCGAUUGUGACUCGGCGUCGUGCACGGGCGUGAUGUUCAAGUGCACGAACGGUGCGUGCGUGCCGUGGGAGUACUACUGCGACGGGCACGCGGACUGCGGCGACGCUUCGGACGAGGUGGCGUGCCGCUCGCCCGCGCGCGCCUCCCCGCGCCCGCGCCCCCCCUCCGCCACGCCCUCCACCGCGCCCUCCGCCGCGCCCUCCGCUGCGCCCUCCACCGACCGUGCGCCGCACCGCCCGCAUUCGCACUACCACUAUCACGACUCAGAUCGCGGAGGACUGUGUGAAGAGCACGAAUAUCAAUGUACUAAUAUGGAAUGCAUUAGAAAAGAAUUCAGAUGUGAUUCACGUGUAGACUGUCUGGACGGGUCGGACGAGACGGACUGCGGCACACUUACUACUCCACCGACGAGCACGAGCACUGCACGCAGCAGCACGGCGGCGGCGGAGGGGGGCGCGGGCGGCGCGGGCGGGUGCGACUGGCCCGCGCUGCGCUGCGACAACGGGACGCGCUGCGUGCCGCUAACGGAGCUAUGCGACGGGGUCACGGACUGUGCCGAUGGCGCCGAUGAGGCGGAUCGCUGUGGCGAGCCCAUGUGCGCGGUGUCGGGCUGCUCGCACGCGUGCCACCCCACCCCCAGCGGGCCGGCGUGCUCGUGCCCCGCGCCGCUGCACCUGCAGCGCGACCGCCUCACGUGCCGCGCCGCCCACGUGUGCGCCGACUGGGGCGUCUGCAGCCAGACAUGUCAACCGCAAAAGAACCGCUACCGCUGCACAUGCUACGAAGGGUAUCGACUCGCCGAUGACGGUUUCACUUGCAAAAGUACAGAGGCGACGGGCGGCGUGCUGGUGUUCAGCAACCGGCACGAGGUGCGCGCCGUGGAGCUGGGCUCGCUGGCGUCGCGCGCGCUCGUGUCGUCGCUCAAGAACACCAUCGCGCUGGACUGGCGCCGCGCCGCCGGCCGCGUGCAGCUCUACUGGACCGACGUCGUCGACGACAACAUCUACCAGGGCACCAUCGUCGACAACGCUCUAACCGACAUAAAAGUGGUAGUACAACAAGGAUUGUCGACUGCGGAAGGCCUAGCUGUGGACUGGAUCGCUGGCAAUUUGUACUGGGUGGAGAGCAGUCUGCAUCAGAUUGAGGUCGCUCGAGCGGACGGUCAGUACCGUCGCACGUUGAUUGCAGGCGACAUCGAUAGCCCUCGCGCUAUCGCACUCGACCCUAGAAAAGGCUUCCUGUUCUGGAGCGACUGGGAGCAGAGCGCGCCGCGCAUCGAGCGCGCCACGCUGGCGGGGCGCGCGCGCCAGCGCGUCGUGCGCGUGGACGCGCUGGCGGCCGGCGCCUGGCCCAACGGCAUCGCGCUCGACCACCGCGCCGAGCGCCUCUACUGGAUAGACGCCAGGCCUCGAAUGUAUCUACGUACAUUUGUGAAGCACUUGUUUGCUGAUCUGUCGGGCAGCAAGGAGAGUGUCGAGUUGCGUCUACGGCAAGAGGGAGGUGCGGAGGUGGGGAGGUGGGGGGAGCGCACAAGGAGGGAGCACGAGGUGCGCAGGAAGCACUAA